Molecule: messenger RNA, 622 nt
Organism: Ananas comosus (pineapple)
Lineage: Eukaryota; Viridiplantae; Streptophyta; Magnoliopsida; Poales; Bromeliaceae
Product: small nuclear ribonucleoprotein Sm D2-like
Exons: 5
Coding region: 120-440 (106 amino acids)
Biological process (GO): spliceosomal snRNP assembly; RNA splicing
Cellular component (GO): U4/U6 x U5 tri-snRNP complex; U2 snRNP; U5 snRNP
Molecular function (GO): RNA binding
Source: RefSeq, a predicted model, not a curated record
CCUAGGGUUUUCCUCCUCGCUAUUCAGAUUGCUUCUCUGCAAAUAAAUCUUCUCCUCCUCCUCCUCCUCCUCCUCCUUCGUGCAACCGCUGUAGCUCACCGACACUCACUCAUCUCAGGAUGUCAAUGGAGGAGGAUACAACUGUAAAGAAAGAGGAAGAGGAAUUCAAUACUGGUCCUCUAUCAGUUCUAAUGAUGAGUGUGAAGAAUAACACACAGGUGCUCAUCAACUGUAGGAACAACAAGAAGUUACUUGGUCGUGUCAGGGCCUUUGAUCGUCACUGCAACAUGGUUCUUGAGAAUGUGAGGGAGAUGUGGACUGAGGUACCGAAGACUGGUAAAGGCAAGAAAAAAGCACUUCCUGUGAACAAGGAUAGGUUCAUCAGUAAGAUGUUCCUCCGUGGGGAUUCUGUUAUAAUUGUUCUCAGGAAUCCAAAAUGAGAGAGGGACUUAUCUUUACUCUGUAGUAUCUUUUGAGAGAGUUUUGUAAGAAAGGCAAUUGAGAUUCCCGCUGAGAGCAAAUUUAUCUCUUUUCGAAAAGAUAUUUUUGUAUGCUAUUACUUCGUAGUUUUUAGCGUAUGAGGUUUCAUCUCACUUCCUAGCAAACUGGAGUGCUUCUCGUA